CUAUAUAUAGUACGUUGAGACUUGCGAGAUGUGGAAGCAGCUAGAUAAAGCAACAAAUAAAGGAUAGGUAACAUCGAUCGUGAUCAUCUCCGAUCAUAUAUAGCCGCUACUCCGAUCGAUCUGGUCCGUCGCGAAUCGUUCGAUGGCUGUCGCCGGUGGCAACCAUCAUCCACCAUUGUUAGAUCCCCAGCUGCUGAUGGCUGCUCGACGCGGCGACAGUAAGUUGCUAAAGGAACUGCUGCUGCUGCCGCGGCUAAAGGCGGAAGACGACAGGGAGGAGGAAGACGCACAAGAAGGGACGACGACGAGCCCCACCACCAGUGCCGCCGCGGGCAUGUCCUCCAUGGCGGCCAGCAGACAAGACGUCGUCGUCAUUGUACAAGUGGAUCCUCGCCGGCCUCACGACGACCAUGCUGCCGCAGCUGCACCCUCCGCUGCGCUUCGUGAGGAUGGUGUGACCAUGGAGGGGGACACUCUGCUCCACGUGGUCGCAGCAUGCGGUGACAGCCCGGAGUUCCUCCACUGCGCCGACAUGAUCGUCCGCCAGGACGACGAGGACGAGGGGAGGAAGAAGAUGGGCGUCCUGCAAGCGCGCAACCGCAAUGGCGACACGCCCCUGCACUGCGCCGCCGCCGCUGGCAACGCCGACAUGAUCCAACGCCUAGUUGAUCUCGCCGCCGCGACCAAGGGCGAGGCGGCGAAGGAGUUGGUGGAAAUGCAGAACCAGUGCGGGGAGACCGCCUUGCACCAGGCGAUCCGCGCCACCACCAGCAGGUGGAACAAGUUGGCCUGCAUCGACCGGCUCAUGGCCAUGGAUCCCGAGCUGGCCUGCAUCCCACGCGAGGAGGGCGCUUCCCCAUUGUACCUGGCCGUCUCGCUCGGUGAACUGGAGAUUGCAACGCACCUGCUUCACACGAGCAAAGGCAGGCUGUCCUACUCCGGACCGCAUGGACGAAACGUCUUGCACGCAGCGGUUUCGUGUGGCAAAGCGCUGCAAACAGUUUUGGAAUGGCUCAAGAAGGACGUGAAGACCACGGCCGAGAUACAAGAAGUAGUCGAACAAGGGGAAGGGCGCAGCUCGACGAAUGGUGGUGGUGUGACGGCAGCAGCUGAUAAUAAUCAUCUCCUCUCGAAGCUCACCAGGCAAAGGGACAAGCAGCAGAAGGGGAGCACCCCUCUUCACUUGGCUGCAUCCUUGGAUGGGUGGCCGAUGGCAGGGUUCCUUUUCGGAGUGUUUCCACAAGUUUGGGCGGCGUCAAGUUCUGCCACAGCACUGCUGCUAGAUGCUAACAAAUCCAUGGCAUAUCAGGUGGACGAUGAGGGGUCGUACCCCGUACACGUUGCUGCUUGGUGUGGCAGCCUCGAUGCGGUGAAGGCGCUGCUGCAAACAUGUCCGGACUGCGCCACCCUCCGAGAUGGCAGCGAAAGAACUUUCCUCCAUGUCGCUGUUUCGACGGAGAGGCACAGUGUGGUUAAGCAUGUCUGCGAAAUGCCAGAAUUGUCACCGAUUCUCAAUGCGCAGGACAAGAACGGAGACACUGCGCUCCACGCCGCUGUCCGUGCUGGCGACGUUGCUCUCUUCAACUGUUUGUUCCGGAAUCGGCUGGUACGCUUGGAUUUGGCAAAUAAAGACGGGAUGACACCUCUUGAUCUUUCCUACAGCAUGAUCCCUUCUUCACCAUUUCAUUAUCCAUUUAAUCCAAGAAAUACCAUAGCGCUGUCAUUAGCGUCUGCAGGAGCUCCGCACGGUGGAGGUAGGCCGGAGCUCUUCUAUGAAAGACACAUGACGAAAGGAGAUGCAGACGAGGUGUCGGAGAAAUUGACGCAUGCAACGCAGGCAACGAGCAUUGUCGCAGUACUUAUCGCUACCGUGACAUUUGCAUCAGUUUUCACAUUGCCCGGAGGUUAUCGACCCGACAGUGGCGAUGACAGUAAGCAGCAUGCUGAUGCUGCUGCUGCUGCUGCCGGCGGCACGCCUGUGCUUGACAGGAGCUAUGCUUUCAACGUGUUUAUCCUGGCCGACACGUUAGCAUUCAUCGGUUCCACCAUGGCCACCUGUACACUUGUCUACGCCGGGGUGCCGGCUAUGGACAUCUCCAUCCGCCACAGGUACUUCCACAUAGCGACAAUGUUUCUGCAGUUCGCAGCAAGGAGUUUCGUGGCGGUUUUUGCCCUGGCCUUGUACCUGGUGCUGGCUCCACUCGAUCACACCACGGCAGUUGUUGUCUGUGUGCUUGUUUCCGUAGCUUCACUCUAUGGCAACAUGGAACUUUGGCGGACCGCCUGUUUGGCAAACACAGUCUGCACUCGAAUCGGAAUGAUGCGGCGACCUGCGGUAUGGAUUAUUUAUGCACGAGCAGUGCUUUUAUGUGUCUUGGUGCACUUCGGCUCCUACGUCUUAAUCUUCGGCCUCCCGGCAAUUCCACUAGUAGUCAAUAAGGUGUGAACCACCGGAAUGAUCCAGAGCUAGCUAUCGAAAUGCUCGACGUUGUUGUUAUUGUUAUUGGGAGGAAACACCCACUCCCCUUCAGUCGUUUUUUUGUUAGCAUGUCAAAAUAAUUAAUUGUUCAUUCUUCAUUAUAUAUAUGAAAACUAUAUAUCAUGUGCUUUCGCAAAAAAAAAUCAUGUGUGACCAGUAGCGCUAUACUAAAUUUAUCAAUACAAUCGUGUGUGUCCUAUUUUAUUC
Panicum virgatum (switchgrass) is the source of this 2686-nucleotide messenger RNA. Its product is annotated as protein ACCELERATED CELL DEATH 6-like. Lineage: Eukaryota; Viridiplantae; Streptophyta; Magnoliopsida; Poales; Poaceae. The transcript is spliced from 3 exons. Bases 143 to 2446 code for a protein of 767 amino acids. Gene Ontology annotation, molecular function: protein phosphatase regulator activity; protein phosphatase 1 binding. The record is from RefSeq and is a predicted model, not a curated record. Gene Ontology annotation, cellular component: plasma membrane.